AUGAUCAAUCCCAAGAAGCUUGCUCAGUUGGCGAGGAAGUGGCAAAGGGUAAAAAUAGCCACCAACGAUGACGACAGAUGCUGCGCCAUUUCACCAGUUGCAGACAAGGGCCACUGCACCGUGUACACGGUGGAUGGGAGCAGGUUCGAGGUCCCAUCAGCGUACCUCAGCUCAAUGGUCUUCAGUGAGCUGCUGAGGAUGGCUGAGGAGGAGUUUGGCUUCACAGGCAAUGGCAGGAUCACUCUGCCUUGUGAUGCAGCUGUGGUGGAGUAUAUGAUGUGCUUGCUCCGGAGAAAUGCAUCAGAGGAAGUUGAGAAGGCAUUCCUGAGCUCUGUAGUGAUGCCUUGUCAGCAUUCAAGCUAUCCAAUGCCACCGGUGGUGCUGCAUCAGCAAUUUGCAGUUUGUAGCUCCUGA
This is a messenger RNA of Miscanthus lutarioriparius, 414 nucleotides long. The record is from the annotation of a GenBank genome assembly. Lineage: Eukaryota; Viridiplantae; Streptophyta; Magnoliopsida; Poales; Poaceae.